CCUAAAAGCCUCACCUCGGCGGCCUCCGUCGCUGCCCCUCAGCGGCCACCUCGCCGCCCCUCCAACACUCGCUACAUCGUCAUCCAACGUCGCCUUUCAGCGGCCACCCAGGCACCCAUGCGCCUGCUUGUACGUCAACGCCUGAUUGAAACCAUCGCUGCCCAGAUCUGCCUCAGUGUGGUUUGCAUCGUUGCGGCAACGACAUCUUCGAUCCUCAACUCCGGAACUAAAUCCAGAAGGACUACACCAUUCUCGCGGCUGAUGGCUGUGGAAAAAUGGAAAAUUAGCCUGUCCUAUGAAGAUGAGAAUCAUCAGCAUAAAGUUCUUGAGGGAUUAAUGGACAGAACAGAUAUCUCCUAUUAUGAGUUAGUCAAAUUGAUCGAAGAAGUUGGCUUCUCACCGGCAUAUGAUUUCUUGUAUUAUAGGAAGAAAUACCCGCGUGGUAGAGGCUAUUUGGUUCGCAUUGAUAAUGACAUUCAUGUGAGCAGAAUGAUAUCAGAACAUACCAAUGAGAAGAAGGUCCAGUUGUAUGUGUUCAACGAGGAGGCAAACAUUGAUGUUGCUCCAUCAGACCCUCAACGUGAGGAUGAUGGACCGAUUACCAGCUUAGAGGAGGAGGAGGUUGUCUUCGAUAAAGGAGCAGCAAAAACUAGGGCGGCGACGUCACAAAGUAAUAGCAACCGUAAGCUCAAUAACGAUUUCAGUUUUGUAGGAACAUGUCAUGCUUAG
This is a messenger RNA of Triticum aestivum (bread wheat), 729 nucleotides long. RefSeq lists its product as uncharacterized. The transcript is spliced from 2 exons. NCBI's taxonomy places the organism in Eukaryota, Viridiplantae, Streptophyta, Magnoliopsida, Poales, Poaceae. The record is from RefSeq and is a predicted model, not a curated record. The coding region runs from base 118 to 729 and encodes 203 amino acids.